GCACAGUUGAAUUGGCUUGGUCAUGGUCGUGUCGAACGUGAUGAACUUCUGCCGCCGCGUGUUCUUCGGGGUGGCCCCAUCGCAGAACGAAGACGUCAUCGUGGAGGGCUCUGCCAUCUUCCUUGAGGACGGCGAAGACAAUGACGACGGCAAUCACAUCCCGCCAUGCGCCAGUCCCAACAACCAUGACAGCGACACGGACGACGACGACGAUACAUCUCCUUCCCCACAUCCCCACCGCCUGCCUCCCGCCAAGCGCGUUAAACGGCAAAUCAAGGAUGAUGUUGUUUCGUCAUCUCCGCCACAGCAUGUUCCCAACGUAUACACACGGGUGCUUCUUUCGACGGAACUACUCCCUGUAGUGGCGAAAUUUCAACCAGGCGCGUAUGUAGAUAUCCUGCCAUUCUUAAAAGUACGCUUUUGCCAGUGCAAGACCCGCCGCGGGCUCGAUCGAUGGGUCGAAUACCUCGAACAACUCGACACCAUCUUCCCUGCGUGGUAUGCAAUCCAUGGACUCUCUCGCAUCCGCCAUCUCCACCGGUGCGUGCCGAAAGGCCCCACGCGCGCCGUGAUCCACGCCGCGUCGGUCGGCAACGUGACUGCCAUGCGUCGCCUGCGUCGCAUGUACCGCUUCAAGCUCGUGCUCGACGACUGCAUCAUAGCUGCCGUGAUCAACGGCCAGUUCAACGUCCUCCAGUACCUGCAUGCCGACGAGUCUGUGAACUCGUUUCCCAAGCAUUGCAUGCAAUACGCGGCGGCAUGUGGACAUUUGGGCAUUGUGCAAUUCCUAGACGCGUAUCGCCCAGAAGCAUGCGGCGGCCCGGCCAUGAACGCGGCGGCCGAGUUUGGACAACUGCGCGUGCUCAAGUGGCUGCAUUACCACCGACGAGAAGGAUGCAACACUUGGGCCAUGGACGCCGCCGCCAAGUACGGACACCUUGCCGUGGUGCAAUGGCUCCAUGAGAAUAGGGACGAAGGAUGCACGGUGCUGGCACUGGAAGAAGCGGCAGAGCGCGGUCACUUUGAAGUGGUGACGUUCCUGCGUGAAGUCGUCCGACUUCCGUGGUCGCGGCGCGCGCUCAAGUGCAUGUUGCGAUGGGGUGGACCCCUCGAAGUGCUUCAGGACGCGCACACAGCGGCGCUCGACAUGCUUUAAUGCUCAUCUCUGUUCGCUUCAAUAGAGCACGUGCUGGACACUAUUUUGAUUGGCUACAUGUGCGUAUAUCCGUUUCACAUUCUAGCCAAUCAGUAUCCUUCCGUCCACAUCAAUGCACGGAAUAAUGUCACCGUUUCCAAAUG
This is a messenger RNA of Aphanomyces astaci, 1299 nucleotides long. RefSeq lists its product as hypothetical. The coding region runs from base 23 to 1156 and encodes 377 amino acids. The transcript has a single exon. The record is from RefSeq and is a predicted model, not a curated record. Gene Ontology annotation, molecular function: protein binding. NCBI's taxonomy places the organism in Eukaryota, Oomycota, Saprolegniomycetes, Saprolegniales, Verrucalvaceae.